CGUCCCCCCACCCCACUUGUGCGUGCUCGUUCUCGUGUUUAGGCAAAGAAUCCCGGUUUGGGUUCGAACUAGAUCACUGUCGCCAUUCGUAGCCAGUCUAGUUUCUCUUCCAUCCCGGCGCGGGCUCUCACGUUUUACAAAUCAGCCUAGAUCGUCCACCCCGUCGCCAUGUCGCUUACGAUACUGCACUCCAGCUUGCUAUGGCACGACGUCCACUACCGGAAUACGUUGAUACGGUGAUAGUCGGAGGCGGCCCAGCGAGCUUGAUCCUUUCAUAUAUUCUCCACGGUCACAUUCCGUACUAUGUAGGGAAGCACUACGACGAUCUGCUGCACUCUAGGCUGUCCAAAAAGCCAGACUUGCUGAACAUUUGUCCUGAGACGUACGCGCACUUCUCAUCUUCGUUGCGAUACUCAACCCAAGCGUUGCCCUUAAAUACCCUGCUCGAUACGCUCAUUCGGCCCAAUGCCGACACGGAGACCAACCCUGAGUCUUGCAUACAAUGGAAACAUGAGCCAGAUCGAGCCAUAAGUCACGUUGUCUUGACUGCCGGGAAAGGUCCUGGUGGGCAGUGGGUGGACAACCCUGUAGAAGCCAGUGAGGACAUCGGAAGCUUGAGCUAUUCGGAAAUGCUUUCGUUGCCAGGAUAUAGCUAUGCAGAACAUUUUUUCAAAACGCAUCACAAGCCACUGCCAGAUUUCGAGCGACCGUCGAGAUCAGAUGUUGCCGCUUACUUUACUGCGUAUCCUCACGCAGUCGGGUUGACGGACGCGAUCUUCACCUCUGUCAAUGUUGGCCACAUCUCGCGGACUAAGGGAGGUUUCGUGAUAUCGUCCCACGGAAUACGUUGCAAGCAUCUCGUUUUGGCUACAGGCAUCUUUUCAUUGAAUAUUGCCCCUUAUGCGGAACUCACCCCUCUAGUUCCUCUUCGCAAUGAACAGGAACCUAUUCUGGUAGUUGGAUCCGGAUUCUCUGCCGCUGACGUGAUAAUUUCAGCUCCAGAACGUCGAAAGAUCAUUCAUCUGUUCAAAUGGGCUCCUGAGACGCGACCUUCCCCUUUACGUGGUUGCCAUCCUCAGGCUUAUCCUGAAUACGCAGGCGUAUAUCGCCAGAUGAAGCUGGCUGCUAUAUCUUCCGAGAGAUCAUCCUUGACAUCUCCACCAGCUCAGAAACGCAAAGUUAGUCCCGUCUUUUCACAGAGGGACUGGGCGAGCACGUACGAGGGUUUACCUAACGCCCAAGUUAUUCAAGUACUGCAAAAGGGCCAAGACAGCGCUGUCGUCCAGAUCCAGUUGCAAAGCGGCCGUGCUGUUGAACGGAAAAUUGGCCAGCUGGCUUAUGUUGUAGGCAGACGGGGCUCUCUCGACUAUCUCAGUCAACCUCUUCGUCGAGAAGUUAUCUCACCCUCGUGUGAGGCCGUUACCAGCGACGGAUUGAUAUCCGGACGUACACUUCGUGCAAAAGUUGAGCAUAGCUUCCAAGUUGCUCCGUGUGUCUUUGUGGUGGGCAGUUUGGCUGGAGAUUCACUCGUGAGGCAUGCAUUCGGCGGUUGUGUCUCGGUGGCCGGCUGCAUAAUGGGUGGCGAGUGCAGGGGCCCUGCUUCGAGGAACGAUGAGCAAGCGAAAUUUAAUGCGUCAUCUUCGCCCAUUGCAGCAAAUGCUGUCUCCCAUGAGGACUUACAUAUCGAUAGACGAGAGACAUUGCAAAUAUAGAUCUAGACAUGGUGCACGAGCAUUGACUUGAUCGCCAUUUUUUGGCAAUUACCGUCCACUGGACGAGGCUGUGGAGUUCUGAGAACACGUAGCUAAGCAUAUGAAAGGUUCGAUAUGACCUUGUCAUCCGGUUUUAAACUCCUUCUACC
Molecule: messenger RNA, 1861 nt
Organism: Verruconis gallopava
Lineage: Eukaryota; Fungi; Ascomycota; Dothideomycetes; Venturiales; Sympoventuriaceae
Exons: 2
Coding region: 201-1712 (503 amino acids)
Source: RefSeq, a predicted model, not a curated record